Molecule: messenger RNA, 192 nt
Organism: Plasmodium coatneyi
Lineage: Eukaryota; Apicomplexa; Aconoidasida; Haemosporida; Plasmodiidae
Exons: 2
Coding region: 1-192 (63 amino acids)
Source: RefSeq, a predicted model, not a curated record
AUGGUUAAUGUUCCUAAGGUAGAAGUUUCUAAGGAUGAUGUUCCUAUGGAGCAGAUUCCAAAUUCAGAUUCCGGGUUUAGGAUUUUCCUAAGGAUGAUGUUCCUAAGGGAAGAUUUUCCUAAGGAUGAUGUUCCUAAGGAAGGUGUUUCUAAGGAACAGGUUCCAUGUUCGGAUUCCGGGUUUAGGGUGUAG